AACAAAAAUGGCUGCGCGCUACAAACUUCGCUGUAGUUUGGCGGGUCACCAAAAAGACGUUCGUGCGGUUGCGUCAGGCAUUUUACCAAAUGGAUCGAUACUAUCUGGGUCCCGAGACGUCACAGCGAAAGUUUGGGUACCAAAUGAGUCAGACCAAGGAUUCCGAGAAGGUCUUGUGAUGAGCGGACAUACCAACUUUAUUUCGGCCGUAUGUUACAUGCCACCAGACGGAACGUACUCCCACGGUCUGAUACUAACAGGAAGUAACGACUCGACUAUACUGGCAUAUACCCUGGAUUCACCAGAACCAAUUUAUAAACUUACUGGACACUCAAACACUGUUUGUUCACUGGCCGCUGGGAAGUUUGGGACCUUACUGAGUGGUUCCUGGGAUAAAACAGCUAAGGUCUGGCUCAACAAAAAAUGUGUGAUGACUUUAGAAGGUCACGAAUCUGCAGUGUGGGCAGUGGCUAUACUCCCGGAACAAGGAUAUAUGUUGACUGGGUCGGCUGAUAAAACUAUCAAAGUGUGGAAGGCCGGCAAGUGUGAAAAGACCCUUACAGGACAUGAAGACUGUGUACGAGGUCUAGCCGUGCUGAAAAAGCCGGAGUUCCUGUCCUGUUCAAAUGACGCCACAAUACGUCACUGGUCCAUCACGGGUGACUGUAUAGGUGUAUAUUAUGGUCACGAGAACUUUGUGUACAGUAUUAGUGUGCUGCCGAACGGUGAGGACUUUGUUAGCAGUGGUGAAGAUCGUACAGUGCGCGUGUGGCAAGGUGGAAAGGUUACCCAGACCAUAGCUCAUCCCUCUAUGUCGGUCUGGUCAGUGUGUACCCUCCCAAACGGAGAUAUUGCAUCAGGUUCAAGUGAUGGAGCUGUAAGAGUGUUCACAACACAUCCUGAGCGAGUUGCCUCCCCUGAUCAACUGAAAGCGUUUGAGGUUGAGGUGGCCUCUGCUGAAGUUCCCACACAGAUAGGGGAGAUUCAGAAACGGGAUUUACCUGGACCCGAAGCUCUCCUCAACCCUGGUAACAAGGACGGCCAGACAAAAAUGGUAAAAACAGGGGAUAAAGUGGAGAUCUACCACUGGGAGGCUGCCCAGACAAAGUGGACCAAGAUUGGGGAUGUGGUAGGAUCAAGUGGAGGGUCACAGAAAACCUCGGGGAAAACACUGUACGAGGGCAAGGAGUAUGACUUUGUGUUUAGUGUAGACAUCGAGGAAGGGAAGCCACCCCUCAAACUUCCUUACAACAAGUCAGAGGACCCCUGGUUUGCUGCCCAGCGCUUCCUUGAAAAAAACAACCUCAGUCAGCUGUUCCUUGAUCAGGUGGCCAACUUCAUCACUGAGAAUACAGAAGGAGUUACACUUGAUCAGGCUGGGCCCCAAGUCUCUGACCCUUUCACAGGGGAGGGACGCUACAUACCUGGAGGAUCCACAGUGGGAGGUAAACAGAACAGCCAGCAGUCACAACCAGUGUCCUAUGGAGCGGAUCCAUUUACCGGUUCGGGAAGUUACCAGCCUACCUCUGCUCCACAGUCUUCAGGAGUCACUAACCAAUACUUUCCUCAGAAAUCCUACGUCACAUUUGAUGCCUCAAAUUCAGCGCAGAUUAUUGGUAAGCUGAAGGAGCUCAAUUCGACAAAGGUAGAAAAGGGUUGUCAGGUGGAAGUAGAGAAACUUGAGGCGCUGUCUGACCUUAUACAAGGCAAACCUGCCAAUGCUGACCAGCUCACUACCAUGAUGAAAAUUCUAACCUGGCCACACGACGCUGUGUUUCCUGGCUUGGAUGUUCUGAGAAUUGCCAUCAAGGACCAGUUCAUGAGCGAAAGACUCUGUACGAGUGUCCAUUUUGUGGACAGUCGGUUGAUGUAUCUAUCUAAAAACAACACCGCUAACAACCAGAUGUUGACCUUAAGAACUCUGUGUAACAUGUUUAACCAGCACUUUGGUGAAACACUAGCAAUGCAAUACAGAGAAAAGAUUAUAACUGCCGCCUUGGAAUGUCGACUUUCGUCAAACAAAAAUGUUCAGAUCGCAUUGUCCACCCUUCUUCUGAAUUAUUCUGUUUUCCUCCAAGACAAACUGGAUGAAGAGGCAAAGUCACAGUGUUUACUGGCCAUGGCCAGUGUGUUAGAAAAUGACAUUGAUCCAGAAGCAGUCUUUCGGCUUCUAGUUUGUUUAGGUACCCUGGUUAAGACGGACGAAACCGCACAAGCUCUCGCACGAUCUAUUGAUAUAAGAAACUUGGUCGAACCGCUUCUGGCAAAACUGGAACCUGCAAAAGUGCCUGGAUGUGCAGCUUUUGUCUUGGAGCUUUUAUAAUAUCAUAAAACUGUGAUUCUUUUAAAAAAGAUACAUGCAUAAAUGGAGUUGAAUAUGCACCCAAUUUAAAAUUUCUGUAAAAUUAAAAAAUAAUUAGGAAUGUUUAUUUAAAAAAAAAAUCACUGCCCAUGUAUCUGCUUUAGAUGUCUUCACCGAAAAAAGGCCCUUGUCACUGUGAUCAAUAAUGCCAAUUACGUACCUGCUGAAAUGAUAUUGUUCCUGAUCAAAUUUAUUGAAUAAAAUUCUGUAUUGAAUGGGUGUCAUAACAAAGAAGUAUGUAAAUGGUGGAUGUAGUUAAGUAAGUUAUUGUAUGUAAUAAGUAUAUUAAGUGUAGAAUGAAAUAAAAGUUCCACAUAUUUGAAAAAUAA
This is a messenger RNA of Pecten maximus, 2691 nucleotides long. RefSeq names its product phospholipase A-2-activating protein-like. Lineage: Eukaryota; Metazoa; Mollusca; Bivalvia; Pectinida; Pectinidae. Gene Ontology annotation, cellular component: nucleus; cytoplasm. Gene Ontology annotation, molecular function: ubiquitin binding. The coding region runs from base 8 to 2323 and encodes 771 amino acids. The record is from RefSeq and is a predicted model, not a curated record. The transcript is spliced from 12 exons. Gene Ontology annotation, biological process: ubiquitin recycling; proteasome-mediated ubiquitin-dependent protein catabolic process.